Molecule: messenger RNA, 804 nt
Organism: Kluyveromyces marxianus DMKU3-1042
Lineage: Eukaryota; Fungi; Ascomycota; Saccharomycetes; Saccharomycetales; Saccharomycetaceae
Gene: PUP2
Product: proteasome core particle subunit alpha 5
Exons: 1
Coding region: 1-804 (267 amino acids)
Biological process (GO): proteasome-mediated ubiquitin-dependent protein catabolic process
Cellular component (GO): proteasome core complex; proteasome core complex, alpha-subunit complex; nucleus
Source: RefSeq, a predicted model, not a curated record
AUGUUUUUGACUAGAAGCGAAUACGAUCGUGGUGUGAGCACCUUUUCCCCAGAAGGGCGUCUUUUCCAAGUCGAAUACUCAUUAGAGGCAAUCAAAUUGGGUAGCACAGCCAUUGGUGUUGUGACGAAUGAGGGUAUUGUACUUGGUGUAGAGAAGCGUGUGACGUCAGCAUUGUUAGAGAGUGAUUCCAUCGAGAAAAUAGUGGAGGUAGACACGCAUAUUGGAUGUGCCAUGAGUGGUUUGACCGCAGAUGCAAGAUCUAUGCUUGAGCAUGCCAGAGUCAAUGCUGUAACACACGAAUUAUAUUACGACGAAAAAAUUACAGUAGAGUCCUUGACGCAAUCUGUUUGCGAUCUUGCGCUAAGGUUCGGUGAAGGUGCGUCUGGUGAAGAAAGACUAAUGUCGAGACCGUUCGGUGUGGCUCUAUUGAUAGGUGGAUACGACGAUGAGCAAGGGUUCCAAUUGUACCAUGCGGAACCAUCCGGAACUUUCUACCGUUAUAAUGCGAAGGCCAUUGGUUCCGGUUCUGAAGGUGCCCAAUCGGAACUACAAAACGAGUGGCACUCAUCCUUAACAUUGAAGGAAGCCGAAUCUCUAGUACUAAAAAUCUUAAAACAGGUCAUGGAAGAAAAACUUGAUGAGAACAACGCACAGUUGAGCAGUAUUACCAAAGAAGGGUUCAAAAUUUACAGCGAUGAGCAAACUGCAGAAAUCAUAAAAGAAGUAAAGGAAAAGGAGGCUGCGGAAGCUCAAGAAGCUGCAAGAGCAAAUACUCAAGGUUCAGAUGUAGAAAUGGAGGGGUAG